Messenger RNA from Hibiscus syriacus, 315 nucleotides. Its product is annotated as probable pyridoxal 5'-phosphate synthase subunit PDX1. Gene Ontology annotation, biological process: pyridoxal 5'-phosphate biosynthetic process; pyridoxine biosynthetic process; amino acid metabolic process. Gene Ontology annotation, molecular function: amine-lyase activity. The transcript has 2 exons. Bases 1 to 315 code for a protein of 104 amino acids. The record is from RefSeq and is a predicted model, not a curated record. Lineage: Eukaryota; Viridiplantae; Streptophyta; Magnoliopsida; Malvales; Malvaceae.
AUGGGAGAUAUCACGGUCCUUAGGAACAUGGAUGACGAUGAGUGCAGACGAAGCAGCGGGGGAGGUUGCCCGUGGCGUAAUUCACCGCCGGCGGACGCGGCGAUGAUGCAGUUGGGAUGUGAUGGAGUGUUUGUGGGGUCUGGGGUUUUUAAGAGUGGUGACCCUGUUAGACGUGCUCGGGCUAUAGUUCAGGUCGUUACUCAUUAUAGUGACCCGGAGGUGCUUGCGGAAGUUAGCUGUGGGCUUGGUGAGGCCAUGGUUGGCCUUAAUUUGAAUGAAAAGAAGGUUGAGAGGUUUGCUGCUCGGUCCGAUUAG